Ostrinia nubilalis (European corn borer) is the source of this 1065-nucleotide messenger RNA. RefSeq lists its product as uncharacterized. NCBI's taxonomy places the organism in Eukaryota, Metazoa, Arthropoda, Insecta, Lepidoptera, Crambidae. The transcript has 2 exons. Bases 1 to 1065 code for a protein of 354 amino acids. The record is from RefSeq and is a predicted model, not a curated record. Gene Ontology annotation, biological process: DNA integration. Gene Ontology annotation, molecular function: nucleic acid binding.
AUGCAGAGGUUAUGGGUGGAUAAAUAUGACUGGGAUGAUGAUGUCUCGUCGGAAAUAAAAGAGUUGUGGAGUUCAUUUUCGUCUACUCUACCUUAUCUCAACAAUUUAAAAAUCCCUCGUUGGAUUCUUAGCAACGGCUCUGAUCAUUAUGAAAUCCACGUAUUUUCAGACGCAUCGGAACGAGCUUACGGCGCUUGUCCAGUGUUGAUAGCAGACCGUAGCGGUCGUGGAUGUCGACUCAUCAAGUCAUAUUUGGCAAUUUUCAUUUGUAGUUCGACUAAAGCCUGUCAUAUUGAACUCGUUACGGCUCUAUCUUCUGAUGCUUACCUUGCUGCUUUGAACCGCUUUAUAUCUCGCAGGGGAAAGCCCCAGAGCAUUACUUCCGAUAACGGAACGAAUUUUGUAGGCACUUACAAUGAACUGUCGAGAUUCUUGGUUCAGUCUGACCUUGAAAGCCGUGUAGCUCAGGAGGGCAUCGAAUUUAAAUUCGUUCCCCCACAUAGUCCUCAUUUUAACGGUCUGGCAGAAGCAGCGGUCAAAUCAACCAAAUACCACCUUAGACGCUUGCUACAGACAACCAACUUCACAUUCGAAGAGAUGGCUACAUGCCUCGCUCAAAUUGAGGCCGUUUUAAACUCCCGUCCACUCACUCCUCUCUCUUCAGACCCCAAUGACCUUUCUGUCCUUACUCCUGCUCAUUUUCUUAUUGGACGAUCACUGUCUUUUGUGCCUCAUCCACAGAUCCCAGAGGAGACCAACAUCAACCGGCUGCAGCGCUUCAAGAGAAUAGAGCUCAUAAAGCAGCACUUUUGGAGACGCUUCUCCUUGGAGUAUGUGGCUCUGUUACAGCAGAAGGUGAAGUGGCGGUCAUCGAAGGCAGAACCAAAGAUUGGUGCUCUUGUGCUCAUCAAAGAUAGAGCUCUUCCACCAUUGCUCUGGUCUAUGGGCCGAGUCAUCAAGCUCUAUCCUGGCACCGAUAAUGUGUCUAGAGUCGCUGAGCUCAAGACGAAGGGUGGCACCAUUCGAAGAGCCCUCAUUAAUUUGUGCCCUCUUCCAGAUUUUUGA